This is a messenger RNA of Branchiostoma belcheri (Belcher's lancelet), 2960 nucleotides long. RefSeq names its product autocrine proliferation repressor protein A-like. Lineage: Eukaryota; Metazoa; Chordata; Leptocardii; Amphioxiformes; Branchiostomatidae. The transcript is spliced from 15 exons. The record is from RefSeq and is a predicted model, not a curated record. The coding region runs from base 213 to 1727 and encodes 504 amino acids.
GUUGGGUGCCGGUGUGGAGGUGUGAGCUUUCCGCUAUCUGCUGCUGUCUGCCAUCUUACCAGUGUUUCUUUGUGACUGUUACGUAAUCGUUCCAUUGUUUGUAAUAGUAAGUCACAUGUAUGUUGACCCCAAGAUAACAUGAAACAAAGUCCUUUGAAGUAGUACGCCUUCAUGUUAAAUGCACUUCCAUAUCCCGUGCACAUUUUAUAAUCAUGUCUGCUGAGUGUGUAUCCCCGGCUCUGUUCUUCUCCGCCCUGCUGUGUGUGUUGGUUGUUCCGCCCGGGGUACUGACCACCCCCCUGGACGACUACGUCAACAAGCCGGACCCGCACUACUCCUACCACGAGGUGUUGGAAUGGCGUCUGAAGGGUCCCGGCUACACCAUGUACCUCCUCAACAUGACAUCACAACAGUGGCUCACAGAGAAGGACGUCAACCGUCCGAUCUGGUGGCACUUCCUAACCGUGGUCAUCCCAGACAACAUCACCUAUCCUGACGCUGGGUUUUUGUUCAUAGACGGAGAUAACAAUGAUCACCCAGAAAGCCUUCCUUCUCAUGGUGACAACUUUGUCUCUCUUGUCAACAUGUUUGCAGUAGGAACAGGAAGCGUUGCUGCAAAUUUGAAGCAGGUACCGAACGGACAUCUGGUGUUCAAGAAAGAUCCACUCCAAAAGCGGUUGUCAGAAGACGCUCUUAUCGCGUACACGUGGAGACAUUUCUUAGACAACCCAGAGGACCCGGAAUUCAUCGUCAACAUGCCGAUGGCAAAGGCGUCUGUGCGGGCAAUGGACGCUGUGCAGGAUUUUGUGAAGAACAUGACCGGGACACAACCGGACAAAUUCAUGGUGGGAGGGGCUUCAAAGCGUGGUUGGACUACAUGGGCUACUGCUGCGGUAGACAAGAGAGUUUUUGCCAUAACGCCCAUCGUUUUCGACUUGCUAAAUGUACAGAAGACACUUCACCACUACUACAGAGUGUUGGGCGGCUGGUCCUUCGCCUUUAAAGACUACUACUUCUACAACCUCAGUGCCAGUCUUGACGAUCCAAAUUACGAGAAACUGCGGACCGUUAUAGACAUACUUGAGUAUAAGGAUCGUCUGACGAUGCCCAAGUACCAUAUCGGAACAGGAGGUGACGAGUUCUUCAUGCCAGAUGAUUCUUACUUCUACUGGGACCAGCUGGAAGGAGAAAAAUACAAACGAUUGAUACCGAAUGCAGACCACCUUUGUGUAGGCCAUGAGAUCAGUAUUUUGUUUGGAAUGCGGUCUUUUUUCCUCAGUCUUAUGGAGGACUCUCCCCGACCAAAACUUACCUGGACACGAGAAACGGGUCCGAGAAGCGGAAGGAUAACUCUGCAGACUGACAUGGAACCUGUGAUCAUCCGUUCUUUCCACGCUCGAACGCCUGAUGCAGUAAGACGUGACUUCCGUUUCGUGAAGGAACUCCCUGAUCACCAGUACGCGCCACACCCUGUGGUCUGGCUGCCAGAGGACGUACAAGAUAUGGGAAACGGGACGUACGUUGCAGAGUUCGACAUCCCCCCUUUUGGUUGGCUGGCAUUCUUUAUCCAGGCCACGUUCCCGGCUCCCCAUGGAACUGCUCUGGAGUUCACCACCGAGGUGCACAUCAUCCCGGAAACAUUCCCCUUCCCAGACUGCACCGGGGCCGCCUGCGAGGGGGACUCUUGUUUAAACGAGUCUGUCGAACAACCGCUGUUAGGUCUCUAACCUAAUAGUUUAAUCUAAUCCAAAAUCAUAUCCAGUUGCUAAAGAAAUAGUUUUUGGCAUAUCUUAUUACCUGGAUGUCUAUGUAGCUAAGCUUCACCGACGUUCAAUCGAGUGUUUAGAAAACAAGGCGGUGGAAUAUUAUGAAACAGGGCCUUACCUGGCUUGUGUAGUUGCUUAUAGCCGAUGGUUGCAAUAAUUAAUUGGCUGAAACUAAAUUAGGAGGUAUACUUUUUGUUAUACAAAGAGUACUGUAAAGUUUGUAUUUUCAACCUAAGCGAGAUUGACAUUAACAAUAUAGGAAAAUCUGUGACAGCUAUUACUGAAUGAUCAGAAGAAUUCUUUUCGUAGUCAUUCUGGUAUCUGAGAGUUGUCAUAUAAAUAUGUUAAAGUUAAAACCUAUGGUUGUAUAUCAUGACCCAAAGCCGCAUAUUAGUCAUAUCAGAUUUAUUGUCCAUACCGUACUAUUAUAGUACACUGUCUUUUCUGACCAAUCCAUGUCGUGUAGCUGUGAAUUUUUAAUCCAUGAUCUUAUUUUGAAAUCGACAUAAUUUAGUCCUUGAUAGAAAUCCGACAAUACAUCGCAAAAACAACACAAUACGUCACAAACCUGAUUUCACAAUUAUAUCUAAUAUAACGUUACAUCUUAACUAUUUUUUUGUUUUGUUGCUUUUUCGUUUAACUGAAAUCGACGUAUGGCUUGGGCAAACUGAUGAGCAUAAGCCUUGUAGAAUGAUCAAAUUAACAACGUUGAAGCUCCAUCUUGCGGCGUCUUAUACAAUUACAAGAGCUCCGUUCCGAAUGUACCAUGUAUCAAGGACCGCAAUAAUAAUUAAAAAAUAUCGGUGGUACUGACCUAUCAUAUUUGUACAAAGAUUAGCUUUAUUUUUUACUACACAUAAUUUUAUGUAUACAUAAAUAUGCACGUACAUGUACAUGUACACGUGCACGCCAAUCGUCCAGGUACUAGUAUCUGAAACACAUUAACAUUUCGGGUACAUCAAUCUGUUCAAACUGAUACUAUAUACAUACCAUAUGCACAAAUCAACUUCACACAACCGCUAAAUUCAUAGUGAAAUACAGCUAACUUGGCCUUGAGUAAGCUUAUCAUGUGGCACAUUACAACUCAUCAUCUAAACGACAAAGCUUACAAUUCAGAUAACAGCACGGAACAAUUAACUAAAUCUACCUGAUGACAUUAUAAGCUACCACAAAGUACGGAAUGUCAGUGUUCUU